AAAUACAAUACAUUUGAGUGUCAUUAUCAGAUAUUAAGUGGUUGUCAAGAAAAUGUGUCGUUUCGUUGUGACCCUUUUAUUUUUGUUGUUUGCGGAAAAUGGAUUUUGUUACGUUAAUCUUGCUGACAUAGAAUGUGGAGUCCAAAGUGCCCGUCGGGGCCGCAUCGUGGGUGGCACGGAGAGCCUGCCAGGGGAGAUACCCUGGGCGGCUAGUGUGUGGCGGCAGGGCACGCACCAGUGCGGGGCGACGGUUAUCAACGAUAGGUGGUUGUUGACCGCCGGUCACUGUAUUUGCAGUGUAUUCGAUGAGUUCUACAAGUCAAAACAGCUGACAGUCGUCGCUGGAUACAAUGAUAUCUCCUACGAGGAUGUUAACCAACCGCUGUCAAGAAUUAUACCUCACCCCGAAUACAGAUGUAAUCGAAAAUCCAACGAUGUAGCACUUCUAAAGACGCUCAGACAAUUGAUUUGGAACAGCGAUCUCAGACCUGCGUGCUUGCCACAAGCCACUUCAUCCGACUUCAGUGGAACAUCAGCGGUGGUAGCAGGAUGGGGCUUUACUAAUGAAGAUAGGGGUAUAGGAUCAAGACCUAAUGUUCUACAGAAGACUGAUGUGUUUGUUGUUACCAACGAUGAAUGUAACAAUUGGUAUGAGUCACAAGGCAGCAAGAUCAAGAUCAUAUCGACUCAGAUGUGUGCAGGACACGAACAAGGAGGCAGGGACUCCUGCUGGGCUGACAGUGGUGGCCCGCUAAUGGUGCGUGGCAACAAAGGUCAUUCUAUGGUGGUCGGUGUUGUUUCCACUGGCAGUGGCUGUGCUCGAGCUAGGAUGCCUGGCAUUUACACAAGAGUGUCCAGAUAUACAGAUUGGAUUGUAGAAAAUGUCAACAAUGAUAAUUCAAGAUCUAUCUUCAGUUUAUUCUCAAGAAGGGGAUGA
This is a messenger RNA of Papilio polytes (common Mormon), 937 nucleotides long. RefSeq names its product transmembrane protease serine 9. The coding region runs from base 53 to 937 and encodes 294 amino acids. The transcript has 6 exons. The record is from RefSeq and is a predicted model, not a curated record. Gene Ontology annotation, molecular function: serine-type endopeptidase activity. Gene Ontology annotation, biological process: proteolysis. Lineage: Eukaryota; Metazoa; Arthropoda; Insecta; Lepidoptera; Papilionidae.